UGCAGCGCUCCGCGCCCCGCGGCUGAGCGGCUCCGCGCCGGGGGCUCCAUGGGCUGCACCGGCAGCGCCCUGCGCUGCUGCCCCGACGGAGGGAAGAGACAGCUAAAAGCCCAGCAGCAAAGGGGAUCAGCUUCCCAGGAGCUCACAGCCUUGAAGACAGAGAAUGCCAGUGCUGCCCCAUUGCCUGAGGAUGGGAAGGAGAAGGCUGGGCUGCAAGAGGAGCAGACAGGGAGCACGAGACUCCACCAAGGCCAUGAGGAGGAGCUGCAGGAUGCCAGCCAGGCAGGCAGCACGGGCAUCACCCAGGACUUCACCAUCCAGGUGGAAAAGGGAAAAGAAUUGGAGCUGGAAGAGCAGUUUGAUGCCCUGAGGAGAGAGCACACGGAGACUCUGCAAGAGCUCCAGAGAGCACACGAGCAGGAGAAGCUGCUGCUGACAGAAUCACACCACAGGUCCCAGGCAGCCUUACAGGAGAUGAUCCAGGCACUGAAUUCACAACUGAAGUGCUUCCAGGAGAGGAUGAAGCGGGUGGAGGAGUCACUUUUGAGCACAGACUACAAGAAGCACAUCCAGGAACAUGGCAGCCCCAGCCCCUUCUGGGAGCAAGAGCUGGAGAGCCUGCACUUUGUCAUUGAGAUGAAGAACGAGCACAUUCACAGCCUGGACAAGAAGCUGCUGAACCUGGAGAGCGUGGCGGAAAGAAACCUUCUGCUGGAGGAGAAGGUGAAGACUCUGCAGCAGGAGAACGAGGACCUACAAGUUCGCACCCAGAACCACUUGGUGAUGGCGAGGCAGCUGUCGGAGGAGCUGCUGGCCGCCCGCGGGGCCCUGGAGAAGGAGGCCCAGCUGCGGGAGCAGGCUCACCGCGAGAAGGAGGAGCUGCUGUACCGCGUGCUCAAUGGCGGGGACGGCUCGCCCUUCGCCGUGGCUGCCGGAGAGGUGCCGCUCGUCGCCACGUAGCACUGCGCCGACUGCACUCGUGGAGGAGCCCGGGCCGGGAGCCUGGGGCUGCUCUCAGCAGGGCCCCCGCUGCCGGGACAGGCCUCAGGGCUGGCCGAGCCCCACCGACCAGCAGGGCGAUGGAGCGUUGCACAGGACACUCGUGCCUGCCUUUCACCAGCCCGUGUGGGGCUGCAGGGAGAUCUCCGCCACCCCCCCGUGCCAUGCCUGCACCCCUUCUCUGGUGGGAGGCAGUGAGGGGCUUUUGGGGAGUAAAAGGGGUCAGCCAGGACACACAGACAUGCAUUGGUAUGGAUCCAACCCAGUGCUUGACUCUGAGCAUCACCAGUGCCGGUGCUGCCUGAGGCUGUGAGGCGAGGAAGGCAGGCAGUCACUGGGACCGGAUGGGGAUGAGCACUGGGAGGGUGAGGAGGGUGUUGGGAACAUGGUGGUGUUAAGCUAUCUCUCUGGGGAGUAUCCCUGGGAUGUGGGUGGCCAAGCUCAGGACUGAGCCAUGGAGGCUUUCACGGGCAGAAAGGAUGAGUGCAGCUGGAUAUAUCUGCCACCUCCUUGCUAUAGACUGUGUAAAUCUGUCCCAUUUUGGGGCUUGACUCAGGCUGAUGCCACCCACUCCUGCCAUUUCCAGUGAAAGCAGAGCUUCUCCUGCCCGGGGCCUACCUCACUUCUUGGGGAGCAUCUUCAGCCAAUGGCUCCCAAGGAUUGCUCCUGCAGCCCAGGCAUCUCACUGCCACACAGAUACCAAGCCUUCCUUGUCCCCCCAUCAGUCUCACUGGCUCCAUCUUCUCCCCAAAAGCCGGGCAGAGGCUAGGUGCCCCAAGGUGCAUGCUCAGGGAGCAGAGCAUCCUCUCGAGGGCUGUGGGCUGCAGCGGGUCACAGCCCUCCCUGCUCCAAGCCAGCACAUCCCUGUGGGGCAAGGGGCUGGAUGCACACAAGCACUUUCCACUGGGCACACAAGUGUGGUGGGACAGUCACUGCUGCGGGGCCUGGUGCUGGCCUGUCCCUUCCCUGGGGCUGUGUAGCUUUGGGCUGCAUGUGUGUACGUGUGUGUAUGCGUGUGCACCAGGCCAACGUGCUCCUGGCUGUAACAAUUACAAGUCUGUUAGAAGCAGCA
Messenger RNA from Colius striatus (speckled mousebird), 2071 nucleotides. It is a transcript of the gene CCDC69, whose product is annotated as coiled-coil domain containing 69. The transcript is spliced from 9 exons. The record is from RefSeq and is a predicted model, not a curated record. NCBI's taxonomy places the organism in Eukaryota, Metazoa, Chordata, Aves, Coliiformes, Coliidae. Gene Ontology annotation, cellular component: cytoplasm; nucleus. Gene Ontology annotation, molecular function: microtubule binding. Bases 49 to 960 code for a protein of 303 amino acids.